AUGGUAGCAGGGCCGUUGAGUGCAGAGAAUUGCAUUUCUUUGAUCAAACAAAGCAGGACCAUCCAAUCCUUAAAAUGUGUUCAUGGCUGCAUGCUCAGGUCCCACCUUUUCUUCAACAUCUUCUUCUCCACUAACCUUAUUGCUCACUACCUCUCUCUAGGUUCCAUCUCACUCGCUUCCACCUUAUUCUCUCUUGCUUCUCACUUCCCCUCCAACUCUCCCGAUGUCUUCCUCUGGAACGUUAUGAUCCGUGGCUUCCUCGAAAAUUCCCUCUAUCACCGUUCCCUCGAACUUUAUACGCAAAUGCGACGACAACUUUCCCUCCACCCCGACAAUUUCACCUUCCCGUUUGUUCUCAAGGCCUGUUCUUAUCUGCAAGAUUAUCGGUUUGGGAUUUCAGUUCAUGCUGAUGUGGUUCAACUUGGGUAUGACUCUAAUGUCACUGUGGGUAACUCUCUGCUGAGUUUCUAUGCCAAGUGUGGGCGUCAUGACAUUGCACGCCACGUGUUUGAUUACUUGCAUGACAAGAAUAUAGUCACUUGGAGCUCAAUGAUUGGUGCAUACGGCCAAAACGGGUGCUGCGACCAAGGCAAAUUUUUGUUUUCGCAGAUGUUAGCCAAUGGAAUUAUACCAAACAGAGCUUCCAUCUUAAACGCUAUGACAUGUGUGCACACAGAAAAGGAAGCUGACCAAGUUCGGAGGAUCGUGAUGGACAAUGGGCUUGGCUUGGAUAGAUUAAUACAAAAUGCUACCAUGAGAAUGUAUGCGAGAUGCGGGAGGAUUGAUGUUGCCCGGGCAUUCUUUGAUGGGAUAACUGAUAGGGAUCUGGUGUGUUGGACGUCAAUGAUUGAAUCUUAUGCUCAAGCUGACAUGCCCUUGGAGGCCUUGGGCCUCUUUAGAGAGAUGAUCUUACUGAAAAUUCAUCCUGAUUUGGUAACCCUUCUGGCUGUAGUUUGUACUUGUUCACAUUUGGCAUCUUUCCUGCAAGCACGUUCCAUUCACGGUUUUGUAAUUCGGAACCACUUCCAAAAUCAAGUGUCUCUUGAAACUUCUAUAGUCGACCUCUACGUGAAAUGUGGAAAUCUGGCACAUGCCAGGAGAGUUUUCGAUCAAAUGCAGGAGAAAAAUGCAAUCUCAUGGAGCACCAUGAUUUCAGGUUAUGGGAUACAUGGCCAUGCUAGAGAAGCGUUAGACUUAUUUGAUCAGACGAAGGUGUUGCAGCAACCUGAUCACAUUACGUUUGUGUCGGUUUUGUCAGCAUGCAGUCAUGGUGGGUUGAUACAGGAGGGUUGGGAGCACUUCAAUUCCAUGAGUAGAGAUUUUGGUAUAAGACCAGGUUCUGAACAUCAUGCAUGCAUGGUUGAUCUCUUGGGUCGUGCUGGGCGACUUUGUGAAGCCUAUGACUUUAUUCAGAAGAUGCCAAUAAAGCCAGGUGCAGCUGUAUGGGGAGCACUGCUUGGCGCCUGUAGAAUUCAUUCGAAUGUAGAAAUGGCCGAACUUGCUGAAAAACAUAUAUUGGAGUUGGACUCUGAUAACUCUGGUCGAUAUGUUCUCUUAUCCAAUAUUUACACUUCUUGUGGUAAAAGAUUAGAAGCAGAUAAGGUCAGGGCUCAAAUGAAACAGAGAAGGGUGAGAAAAAUUGCUGGGCACACUGCUAUAUGGAGAGGUUAA
Neltuma alba is the source of this 1671-nucleotide messenger RNA. Its product is annotated as pentatricopeptide repeat-containing protein At3g12770-like. NCBI's taxonomy places the organism in Eukaryota, Viridiplantae, Streptophyta, Magnoliopsida, Fabales, Fabaceae. Gene Ontology annotation, molecular function: protein binding; RNA binding. Gene Ontology annotation, biological process: RNA modification. The coding region runs from base 1 to 1671 and encodes 556 amino acids. The record is from RefSeq and is a predicted model, not a curated record. The transcript has a single exon.